CGAGUGAGGGUUCCUCCCCAUCUUGGCUCCCGGCUCGGGGUCGGGUCAUCCCGUCCCCCGGUCCCCGUUGCUCAGUGCUGCACUACGAGAUCACUACCAGGUGCAUCCUCCGUAUAUGAUUCCGUCGUUGGUCCUUGGCAUAAAAUGAACGCCGACCUGCAGUGUCCGAGUGUCCCGCACCUUCCGCUAAGCUUUCCAUCCUCCUCUUCCUCGAUUUGCUGUUGCCUACUCGAGGGUUCCCCAAGUCUCCAAUAUGGCGACUUUAUCCACCGCCAUGCCUGGCCGCAGCCUACUACACGGCGUGAUAGCGGUCCUUCACGAGCACUCAUGGUUAAGCCUGGUGGCGUUCUUGGCACUUGUCCCUAUACUGACCUUCGUCACGACCUCGAUCAUCUCACUCCUCGGUCGAUACAGCAGUAGGGAUGGUCGUGAGCCACCGUUGAAGCCGUACUGCAUUCCCUAUCUUGGUGACCUCAUAGGGUACUCGAUGUCAAGAAAGAAGUUGGUGGAAGCGACCUAUCAUCGCUAUGGCGGCUCUAUGCCCCUUACCCUCAAGCUGGGCCCGGCCAAGGCAUAUCUUCUGCUUCAGCCCGAAUCGUUCCCCCCCUUGCUUAGGGACUCGAAGGCUUGUACCAACAAAGUCUUUUCCGUGCUGAUGAUGGAAUACGUCUUUGGUUCUCCUAAACAUGCAAUGCAUGUGUACAAGAACGACAACAGCGGUGUUGGCGCGACACCACUUCCCGGAACCAAUGUCCCGCCGCAUCUCAGGAUCUGGUUUCACCAGCACAAGAGCAACGGGCGCUAUCUCACGGGCGAGAAUCUUAAGCAGCUCAGCGCUCGCAUGUUGGAUUGUCUCUCGGCCGAGCUAGCCAAGACGGACCCGGGCAACCCCGUUGACUCGGGGGAGUGGGCGACAGUCCCACACUUUUUCGACUGGUGGGUGCACAAGCUAACAGCGGCGCACAUCACCGCGAGUUUCGGUCCCCAUCUCCUGAGACUGAACCCUGACUUUGUGGAGGAUUUUUGGACAUACCUCGGCGAGUGGCCCAGCAUCACCGGUUUCUACCCGCGCUGGCUCGCUCCGAGAGGCUACGAGGCGCGCGAACGGGUCCUGGAGGGCAUCAAGCGCUGGUAUGCCUUUGCGCGGGAGCACUCGGACUACCGCGCGACCGGGCCCAACGAUCCGGCCUGGGACGACUACUGGGGCAUGACAUGGCACAAGGUGCGUCACCAAUGGGGUCACGACACGGGGGAAUGGGACGACGAUGCACUCGCCGCCGAGGACCUCGCCCUCGUCGUUGCCGCCAACGCAAAUGUCCUCCCCAUGUGCUUCUGGAAUCUGAUGCACGUAUUCAGCGACGGGGAGCUGCUCGCCCGCGUGCAGGACGAGUACAAGGCCUGCAUCGUACCACCGCCUAGCAAAGAAUCUGGAGGCGGGGAACCCGAGCUGCCGCUCCGUUUUGACAUCACCAACAUUGUCUCGUCGCCGCUCCCGCAGUCCAUCUACGCCGAAGCGCUGCGCAUACACGUCGUCAUGUUCCACAACCGCUCGCCGAAUCUGCACGACUACCGGCUGGGCCCGUUCACGCUCCGCAAGGGCGCCGUGGUCACGCUGCCGUCCAUGAUCGCCUCCCACCGGGCCGGGCUCUGGGGGGAUGCCCGCACCGCCGGCGGCAAGCGACCCUUGGACGCGUUCUGGGCCGAGCGCUUCCUCGUGCCAGACGAGAAGGAGGACAAGAUGGCGGCCGACGACGGCGAGAGGAAGAUGAGGUUCUCCACCGAGGGCCUCGAGGGCGUGUGGAUCCCCUACGGCGGCGGCUCGUUCAUCUGCCCCGGUCGGCACCUCGCCAAGAGACUGAUCAUCGGCACCGCGGCCGUGUUUGCGGCCUACUUUGACAUGGAGACCGUGCAUGGCGUACCGCAUAUGGACGACCGCUUCUUUGGCUUGGGCACGAUGCCGCCCGCGGGCCACGUUCCGGUGCGGAUCCGCCGCAAGUUGGGCGUUGUCCAGCCGCUGCCCCGCCAGGGAAGAGGCUCACGGCCGAAGAAUGCGUGGUUCUCGGACGGACAGGUGUAAAAUAGGGGUUGACGCUUUCUUCCGAGUUGGUAUCUGAUUUCAACACGCCCUCUUGAGUUCUAGGUGAUGUACCCUGGGCAAGAAUGAUAAGAUCUCGGUUAUAUGACUACUAGUAUCCACCUUCAUACGAGUUUGAGUAGCAUGAACGUGUCCUAUGGUGGGAUCUAUGGUGCUAGCGAAUAAAAGACGCGCGAGAAGGAAAGGGUCAAUGCAGGAACUCUUCUUCAUGAGACUUUGAUCACUAUGUUCAGUGUCGGACUCCAAGGAUACAUCCACACCUCUGAAGGAGGUUGAAGGGGUCCAAUCACCGCCGAGCCAAAAUAGGAAGGACUAGUAGGUAG
This is a messenger RNA of Chaetomium strumarium, 2418 nucleotides long. RefSeq names its product cytochrome P450. NCBI's taxonomy places the organism in Eukaryota, Fungi, Ascomycota, Sordariomycetes, Sordariales, Chaetomiaceae. The transcript is spliced from 4 exons. The record is from RefSeq and is a predicted model, not a curated record. Gene Ontology annotation, molecular function: iron ion binding; heme binding; steroid hydroxylase activity. Bases 254 to 2077 code for a protein of 607 amino acids.